CUCAAGCUAGGCUGAGCUGUGCCUACGUCGGCCUCGACUCCCGGGGGCUGGAGGAGUUACCUUUGGAGCCUGAAAGGAGGAAGGAAGCAAAAUAUCAACAACUGUCGAGGCGGCUCGGGCGCUCGGCCCCGGUCCCYAGCUUGCCYGACGUCCGCCUGCCCGCCCCCGCGCGCACGACGGGGGCCCAGGCCCCCCGGCGCCGCCCAGGGCCCGCGCGGACGCCGGCCUCAUUUAUUAUUCCUCCCGCCCGGAGCUGCGGCUUCCCGGUGUUGAAGAUCCCCCGGACCAGGGGCGAGGGUUACCCCCUUCCCUGCCGUGACACCCCGUUUCCCUCAGGGGCUGGUGUUUCCUGAGCUCCUUACAGGGUCUAGAGUAAUGAAAAGGACAGAUGUAGUUCCUGCCCUCAGGAAGCUUCAGUCUCAGGGAAGCCAGGCAUGAAUCAGAAGCACAGAGUGUAACAUUGACAUCGUGGAGGCUGUGCGGAAGGUGUCCUGCAGACCAUGAACUGAGCUGGUCCCAGACGUUCAUGAGCACAGUGUGAGGGGUGCCGAGACCCGCCACCCAGCAGCCUCUCCCUCCCUAGCACUGAGGACCUCCAGAGAAGAUGGGGAGGAAAAAGAUUCAGAUUCAGCGAAUCACUGAUGAGCGGAACCGGCAGGUGACGUUCACCAAGCGGAAGUUUGGGCUGAUGAAGAAGGCRUACGAGCUGAGCGUCCUGUGCGACUGCGAGAUYGCCCUCAUCAUCUUCAACCACUCCAACAAGCUGUUCCAGUACGCCAGCACCGACAUGGACAAGGUGCUGCUCAAGUACACCGAGUACAACGAGCCGCACGAGAGCCGCACCAACGCCGACAUCAUCGAGACCCUGAGGAAGAAGGGCUUCAACGGCUGCGACAGCCCAGAGCCCGACGGGGAGGACUCGCUGGAACAGAGCCCCCUGCUGGAGGACAAGUACCGGCGCGCCAGCGAGGAGCUGGACGGGCUCUUCCGGCGCUAUGGGUCAGCUGUCCCGGCCCCCAACUUUGCCAUGCCUGUCACGGUGCCCGUGUCCAAUCAGAGCUCACUGCAGUUCAGCAACCCCAGCGGCUCCCUGGUCACCCCUUCCCUGGUGACGUCGUCCCUCACAGACCCGCGGCUCUUGUCCCCCCAGCAGCCAGCACUACAGAGGAACAGCGUGUCUCCAGGCCUGCCCCAGCGGCCGGCCAGUGCGGGGGCCAUGCUCGGGGGAGACCUCAGCACCSCUAACGGAGCCUGCCCCAGCCCCGUGGGGAACGGCUAUGUCAGUGCUCGGGCUUCCCCUGGCCUCCUCCCUGUGGCCAAUGGCAAUAGCCUAAACAAGGUCAUCCCUGCCAAGUCUCCACCGCCGCCCACCCAUAGCGCCCAGCUUGGAGCCCCCAGCCGCAAGCCUGACCUGCGGGUCAUCACUUCCCAGGGAGGAAAGGGGUUAAUGCAUCACUUGACUGAGGACCAUUUAGAUCUGAACAAUGCCCAGCGCCUCGGGGUCUCCCAGUCUACCCACUCGCUCACCACCCCAGUGGUCUCCGUGGCAACACCAAGUUUGCUCAGCCAGGGCCUCCCCUUCUCUUCCAUGCCCACCGCCUACAACACAGAUUACCAGUUGACCAGCGCAGAACUCUCCUCCCUCCCGGCCUUCAGCUCGCCUGGGGGGCUGUCGCUAGGCAACGUCACCGCCUGGCAACAGCCACAGCAGCCCCCGCAGCCCCCGCAGCCGCAGCCCCCGCAGCCCCAGCCGCAGCCCCCGCAGCCCCAGCCRCAGCCGCCCCAGCAGCCGCAGCCACCUCAGCAGCAGCCCCACCUGGUCCCCGUGUCUCUCGGCAACCUCAUCCCGGGCAGCCCCUUGCCCCAUGUGGGUGCUGCCCUCACGGUCACCACCCACCCGCACAUCAGCAUCAAGUCCGAGCCCGUGUCCCCGAGCCGCGAGCGCAGCCCCGCGCCUCCCCCUCCAGCUGUGUUCCCGGCCGCCCGCCCUGAGCCUGGUGACGGUCUCAGCAGCCCAGCCGGGGGAUCCUAUGAGACGGGGGACCGGGAUGACGGACGGGGGGACUUCGGGCCCACGCUGGGCCUGCUGCGCCCGGCCCCUGAGCCUGAGGCCGAGGGCUCGGCCGUGAAGAGGAUGCGGCUGGACACCUGGACAUUAAAGUGACGAUUCCCACUCCCCUCCUCAGCCUCCCCGAUGAAGAGUUGACAAUCUCACCGCCCACCCCUGCCCUGGGCUCCUCCCGCUCGACCCCCACUUCCUUUCUGUGCUCCUGUGUCCUGUUGACGGUUACAUUUGUGUAUAAUUAUUAUAUUAUUAUUAUUAUUAUUAUUAUAUUUUUUUUAAUUUGGAUUCUGGCUUUGGAGAGAGGGAUGCUCUCGUCCCUUCUUUCUCUCCCCCACCAUUUUCACUGGCGGGGGCUCUCUUUUUUUGCGGGAAGGGGGGGACACUUUGCACGUUGUACACAUAUGCUGCAGGAAGGGGGGCCCAGUAGGCCUUUGGGAAAGGACAGGUGCCGAGCCCUGCAUUUGGAGCCCCCCAUGCCAUGCCCCAGACAGAGGGAAAGAACCAAAAAACUACCAUACAGCAAAACCCCACAGCAGGCUGGAGGCCGGGGGCUGCUGGUGUGYGUGGGGGCAGUGGGAGAGGCAGGGGCGCUCUGCUGGCUGCCCCACAGCUCUGGGCACACGGGGCCCAAGCCUGGCCCCGAAAUAACCGACAUACACGACCCCUUUUUGACUCUUGUGUGCUGCACCCCAAGGUCGUGGGUGGCGGCCGAGCUUCUGGGAACCUGGGCGGGGACGGGGUAGAGGUGGCCUCUCUGGAAGCACAUUUGAAGAGAGAGACCGAACCAUGAGGAGAGGGCCSAGGAGGGCCGAAGGGCUGGGCAGAGGGCGAAGGGGGGCCCUUUCCCUCCCCCGGCUUUUUCCUCUAAGAUAAACAGUGCAAUAGCUCCCCGUCCCUCCGUUGACCCAGCCCUGUCCAGCUGGCCUCGGUUGCAGGGAGACCUGGGGAGAGGACCUUUAGGGAGGUGGCUCCAGGGCUGGGCAGAGUGGGGCCCUGGGCUUCCCCGGGUGCCUGAGGGCAGGUAUGGGGAGGGGACUUCCUCUGCCUUGCACGCUUCCCAAGGAGUGGACACUGGGGUGGCGCAAGGGGUGGGAGGUCCCUACAGAUGGGUUCCAUCUAGAGGGCUCCUCCUGAUCCCUCCUGGGCCCCCCGCCCUCCUCACCCCCUGCUCUUGGCACCCUCAUUGUCUCGCUACCUCCUUGUCCCACCACCUCCAGGCCUGUCCCACCAUCCCUCUUGGCUACUGUAAUUGUAAAUAGCAACCUUUGGAAACGUUAGCGGUGUAACAGUCCAGGAAACUGUUUUGUUGUUGUUGUUGUUUUUGUUGUUGUAUUGAUAUGAAAUGAGAUUCUAUUUUUGUCAAAGUAUAUUGUAAUAAUAACGACUCAAAGGCCCGUACUGUACAGGCGAGAUUCUUCUGCUGUUGUUCUUGCUCCCUCCUCUCCCGUCCCCUCCCCGGUGGGGCGGUGGCAAGGAGCCCAGGGGCACUCAGAGCAUGRGGUCCCGAGACCUAGGGCUGGAUCAGAGCUCAGCCUGGAGGGGCAGCCCAGCAUGUCCCCCACCACCUGCCCUCAGGGGUGCCGCCCCACUCCUCCAAAGCCCAGGUCCCUUGGGGUUUCCUCCGGUUGGAGAGUAGCCUUAGACCAGGCCCAGUUUUGUGGUAGGUGACCCUCUUUGCCCCCCUGUGACCCAGCCUCUGCAGUAUUCCCACACUUGACACAGGAAGGAACCAGUAGCAGAGAGGUGUGUGUGACCACACGUGACCUGAGUGUUCUUGAGGGCAUCUGGUGUUUGUGUGGGACGCGUGACUGYGUGGGUGGCCUUUUGUGUGACGGAGUGCAGGGCGUCCCUGUGUCUGUGCUGGCUGUGUUCACAGUGGGACAGGUGGCAGCCCUGGCUUCUGGCUCUGGGACCCUCACUCCCUCUCCACGGCUCUGUCCUCUGCUCUGGGAUUGGGCAGCCGCCCCUUGGCUUCUCCCUGCGCCUACCUCUCCCAGGUUCCCUCCGGAGCCUGCGCCUUCACCUAGUCCCCACCUGACACACGGCUCCCUUCAGGGAAUUCCCGCUUUCAGAGCACAGCUCCGGUUCUCCCCCCCCACCCCAGGCUCUCCCCCAGCUGAGCAGUGCUCCUGACCCACAGCUUCACCCCGCCUGCUGACCACAAGGAUGUGGCACAUCCAGUCCCCCAGCCGCCCCCCCCACCACCAAAGGUUCCCAGAGGGUGUUGCAAGAAUCAAGGAACCUCGGUCAGGGCCUCAAGAAGCUAGGUAUAGUCAUGUACACAUGUGCUCCAGAGCCUUGCCCAUGCCUGGCACACAGUAGGCGCUCAGUAAAUGCUGAAUGGGUGAAUGAUAGGUGCUCAAUAAACGUCGAAUGACCUUCUCUUCUCAGGCUAUUCCUACCAUCAUCAGUCUGCCCACCUUUCUAGGUCAAGCUUGGCCACCAUUCAGUGCGGGCUGGGGUGAGGCCCCUGCAGUUCACGGUGCAAUAUUUAACCAGUUUUGCCCUCCACCUCGGAAGGCCAAGCUGGAUUUUGAUUACCACGUGCGGAUGUGUGUGUGUCCUUUCUUCUCUGUCCUUGGCAGUAGUGGGUGGGCUGUGAGUGAAUAUGUGACAUUUCCAUAAUUCAAUACCCCCAAGUUCUCUUGGGGACAGGGGCUCCUGGCCGGCCAGAUAUAUGGGUCCCUGGGAACCCAGACCUCAAGUGGGACCUUUUCUUCCUUUCACAAGCCAAAUUUGCCUCCACCCACUCCCUCUGAAAAACCGGGCACUUGCCAAAGUAACCACUGGAGUCAUCCAAGGCCCUCCCCUUCCCAGGUCUCCCACAGUUUUCAGGGACAGUGGGCAAGAGGACUGCCCCCACACCUCAGUGGAACAGCCUUUCCCCUCCCUGACAGCGCACUCAGUGCAGGAGACUGAUCCCGUCCCGCCUGCCCUCCUCACCUGGGACAGGAAGGAAGUAAUGCACCUUCUCUUGCUAAUUAUUUAUUUGUUUGGAGAGAGAAAUGAUGUAAAAGUGUAUCUAGAAAUAUCUAUCUAUAUAUUUUUAACUGACUCUUUGGAAUCCCCUGGGGUGGGGGGGAUAGGCUCUUGCGGAGAGGGACAGAGCCUGGGAACUCUCCCGCCCCCUCUGCCCUGCAGCAGUUAGAAGCCCUGGGACCUGUAGGGGGCUGGGAGCUGAUCCCUGGCAGUCCGGAUCCUCUUCCUCAUUCUGUCCCAGUUGAGAGGGAGGGGUAGAGAUGAGGGAGGAAGGGAGGGGAGACCGGUCAUGGAGGUGACCCACCCCCAAACCCGACAAUCACCCACACUCCUGGGGCUCCUUCCGGGCCGSGCAGGCGAGUCCAAGUGUGCGGCUGUUGGUUUGUUUUGGAUAUUUCUUUCGUGCUGUACGGUGAUGCUUUCUUAGUAUUCUACACAAUAAGAAAAGACAGAAGUCCUSGAGAUUCUUAUGAGUUUUGUUUGAAAACUCUUUCACUAUAUUUGUUGUAAAGAGGUUUACUAUUAAAAGAAAAAGAAUACACGUUUCUGAUA
Molecule: messenger RNA, 5596 nt
Organism: Urocitellus parryii (Arctic ground squirrel)
Lineage: Eukaryota; Metazoa; Chordata; Mammalia; Rodentia; Sciuridae
Gene: Mef2d
Product: myocyte enhancer factor 2D
Biological process (GO): cell differentiation; positive regulation of transcription by RNA polymerase II; heart development
Molecular function (GO): DNA-binding transcription factor activity, RNA polymerase II-specific; histone deacetylase binding; protein dimerization activity
Source: RefSeq, a predicted model, not a curated record